This is a messenger RNA of Oikopleura dioica, 573 nucleotides long. The record is from the annotation of a GenBank genome assembly. Lineage: Eukaryota; Metazoa; Chordata; Appendicularia; Copelata; Oikopleuridae.
AUGUAUGAAGAUGCGUACGAUCUCCUUAAUCCAAACAAGUACCCCCCACUCAAUCAUCCGAUAGAUGUAGACGAGGAAUCGGUUCAAACAUCGUAUGAGACAUUUACACAGCGCGAGAUAAAGAAGACCGACAAAAAACAGAAUCAUCAACUCGGUCGUGCAUUAACUCUAGGAUUACCACGGGUCGAUCAGAGAAUGAGAGACCCAAAAGAAGCAGAUGCAAGAUGGGUUGUUCUAUCAGAGUGUCACUCAUGGGACAAGAGAAAGAAGAAAUCAAAGAGAGCGGGCUGCCAGUACCUCAUGAUCCAGACAUUCCCUUCGCUUAUCGAGCAAAAUAGUCAUCUACCAGAACUUUCAAACAACAUCAAAAACCUUCAAACAAAUGAAGAACUGCGAUACAAAUUCCACUCGAACACCAAACUUCGCCAACUACUGGGAGGAAGGGUGGCCCCAAUUGUCAAAAAAGAAGUCAUAAAAAUCUUCGAUGCGUUGACCAUGGUGACAAUGAAAAUAUUCAGAGAAGGCAUGGCUGUCGAUUUCUUGACCUUUAAAGUAGCCAUUUUUUCCGUUUAA